Messenger RNA from Anopheles funestus (African malaria mosquito), 1035 nucleotides. RefSeq names its product dynein regulatory complex protein 9-like. The transcript has 2 exons. Gene Ontology annotation, molecular function: protein binding. Bases 25 to 1014 code for a protein of 329 amino acids. Gene Ontology annotation, cellular component: motile cilium; cytoplasm. The record is from RefSeq and is a predicted model, not a curated record. NCBI's taxonomy places the organism in Eukaryota, Metazoa, Arthropoda, Insecta, Diptera, Culicidae. Gene Ontology annotation, biological process: cilium organization.
CGAGUAAAAAUAGUAGCUUCUUUUAUGCGCUCUUGGAAUAAUCAUCCUAGUAGCCAAGUUGCACAGGCAAACACGCUAACCAUGGGCGAAUCUAGACACGAAGAAAGCGCACUCAUCUGUAGAAAAAUUGUAGAAGAAUGCUUACGAAAAUUUGAAAUUCUAGAAUGUUGUUCUAAGAAUGCAAAAUUGUACGAUUCUACCGGCACGUAUUCUAUGGCUAACCUAUUGCACCAGAAAAGCAUGGGAUUACGUUCGGUGUUGGUAGAGCUUGCCGCAAAUCCGAAACACCUAGCAUCAGUCACCUCGUUAAGCACACUUGGUAGUUGCAUGUCGUGCGUUGAGAGCGCUUCAGGAGAAGAAAGAAUUUACUACGAUCGCUUUGAAUAUCUUGACCGAUGCAAAAUAAUUCAGCGUUUAGCAAAAAGACUUGAACUGUUACAAUAUCAAUGCCAUGAAUACAAUCACAAGCUCCACGAAGAAUCACAAAUCGAAAUGGCCAAGCAGCGCUUUGUUAUGCUAUGGGAAUCGGCACGUAAAGAACAGUUACGUGAAUCUAUUUCGCUACGUGUACAAGAUCUUCAGAAAGAACAAACGAUCGUGGACCGUAGUAGGGCAAACGCAUUUCAGGCAGCGCUUACAAUAGACCAGUAUUACGAUUGGAAGCUGGCGAACACCGAACAAACCAUUGAGGAUUGGAUGACCCGUUUCGAUCGUGAAAAGGAGGAACAAGAUGCUCGUUUUCAAAAAGCUCGCGCAACGGAAAAGUAUUGGAACGAGCUACUGCAACUUUACGACCAACAGGCGCAGGAAAUACUUGACUUAGAGAAGGUUUUACAGCGUUGGGAAGCGGAAGCCGAAUUUAAAGAAUACUGCCACCGUAUGGCCACUAGAUUGCAGGCCUGGUGGCGCGGUGUGAUGGUACGCAAAGGAUAUGGCAGGUUUGGCACAUCUGGAAGGAACAAAGGAAAGAAAAGCAAAAACAAGGAAAAAAAAGUAAAAAAGCUUAAGAAAUAAAUCAAUACAAUUCCUGGUAAA